This is a messenger RNA of Psilocybe cubensis, 1062 nucleotides long. RefSeq lists its product as uncharacterized. The transcript has 4 exons. Bases 1 to 1062 code for a protein of 353 amino acids. The record is from RefSeq and is a predicted model, not a curated record. Lineage: Eukaryota; Fungi; Basidiomycota; Agaricomycetes; Agaricales; Agrocybaceae. Gene Ontology annotation, cellular component: extracellular region. Gene Ontology annotation, biological process: carbohydrate metabolic process. Gene Ontology annotation, molecular function: cellulose binding.
AUGACCCCCGCAGGGCUUGUGUCAAAAUCCCGCGCUCAUUUUGUUCCCGCGGGCGCCAGAGUUGAGCACGCCGAAGAUGCUAUCCACAUCAUCUCAUCAAAUGGCACAAUCAUCCAUAGCGCCCCAAGCUCAAAGCGGAGCCGAAGGGAUUCAGCAGAAAUUUUCUCUCGUGCCUACACAGACGGAUACGCAGCGUACUCGUACUGGGGCCCCAACCCCAACACCAGCGCCAUAGCCAACUUCUCCACGUCGUGGGUAGUACCAGAGGUGCCUGCAAGAGCCGACGGCCAGCUCUUAUACGUGUUUAACGCGCUGGUGCCAACAUCCCUAGACACGAUCCUCCAACCUGUGCUUCAGUUCGGUGUAUCGUCUGCGGGUGGUGGGAACUACUGGGCUGUCGCGUCGUGGUAUGUCAACGGACCGGAAGUGUAUUACUCGUCCCUAUACCCCGUGUCGGUGGGCCAAACGGUAUCUGGCGUUAUGACGCUUCAGGGCAACAAAACAUCAUCAACGGGGAAAGUGCAAUACUCUUAUAACUCGGUCUUUUCGGGGAUAUCUAGCACGUCGAUGACCAUCAACUCCAAUGAGUUGCUGACUUAUACAUAUGAGGCGCUCGAAAUUUAUACGACCUCAGGGGCGACAGAUCUUCCUACAGGCAAGACAACUUUGAAAUCUAUCAACAUCGUCGACCAGAACGGGCAGCACCCAACAGUAAACUGGACACCUGUCAGUAACACAGCGGAAGGGUUUGGAAUAACUGUGGUAACAAAUGGGGGAAACAAUGGUGAGAUCGACCUGGUGUAUCCGUCUUCAGGCUCAGUGGGAGGUGGUGCUACUUCCGUCCCGGCAUCAUCUACAACUGUGCGUACGACCACUGUCGCACCCUCGACGACUGUCAGCGCACCCUCUUCAACUUCCAACACACCAACGUCCUCUCCGACCUCUGUAGGGGCCGUGUCCCUUUACGGGCAAUGCGGAGGAAUUGGAUGGAGUGGUGGUACUAGUUGUGCUCAGGGAACAUGCAAAGUCAUGAACCCAUACUAUUCUCAAUGCCUCAACUGA